This is a messenger RNA of Paramecium pentaurelia, 1326 nucleotides long. NCBI's taxonomy places the organism in Eukaryota, Ciliophora, Oligohymenophorea, Peniculida, Parameciidae. The record is from the annotation of a GenBank genome assembly.
UAUGUAAUAAUAGUAGGAUCAAUUGAAGAUAGCCUUUUUACAUCCUGGUAUUUAAAUAUAAUAAUACUAAAGAUUUGGGAAUUGGAGGAGCAGAAUAAUUAGUAGUAAAUCUUGCAUUGGCAUUGCAGAAAAAUCAUUAUGUUAAAAUCUAUACUCCACAUCAUGAUCCUAGUCACUCAUUUCCAGAAACAAAUGGAUAAAUACCUGUUGAAGUAAGAGGAAAUAUCAUACCUGCUCAUUUCUUUGGUAAUAAUAUAUCAUAUAUUAUCAAAAAGGAUAUUGUACAGCAAUGUGUGCUUAUAUAAGAAUGAUAUUAGCAACUUUGUAUAUAAUAUUUUUUAGUGGUCGUUGGGAUGUUAUCAUCAUUGAUUAAGUAUCUGUCUGCCUGCCAUUGUUUUGGUUAUUUAGAAGAAAGACUAUUUUUUAUUGUCAUUUUCCUGAUAAAUUAUUAUGUGUUGAAAGAAAAUCAUUCAUAAAAAAGAUUUAUAGAUUUUUCUUGGACUCUUUUGAAGAAAUUAGCAUGCUUUUUGCUAAUUUAGUAUUAGUAAAUAGUUAAUUUACUAGAGAAAUAGUAAAAUAAGCAUUUCCUCUUUAUAAUAAAUAUGGAAGACAACCAGAAGUGUUGUAUCCAGCAAUAGAAUUCUCAAAAUUUGAAAUGGCUCCUGAACUUAGUAGACAUGAUAGUAGACUUACAAGCAACAAUUAUUUCUUAUCAUUAAAUAGAUAUGAGAGAAAAAAAAAUAUUGCAUUAGCAAUUCAUGCAUUUGCUGCAUUUAGAUAAUAAUUACAUUCAGAUGAAAAUAUAGAAACUAUAAGAUUAGUGAUAGCUGGAGGAUUUGAAUAAAGAGUAGAAGAGAAUGCUUAACAUUUUGAAGAAUUAAAUUAGAUUGCUUAAAGAUAAAAUGUUGCUGAAUAUGUUUCUUUCAAAAAAAAUAUUUCAGAUUCUGAAAGAACUUGGUUAAUGUCAAAUUCAUUAGCUGUUCUAUAUACACCAGAAAGGGAACAUUUUGGCAUUGUUCCCGUUGAAGCUAUGUAUAAUUAAGUUCCUGUAAUUGCAUGCAAUUCUGGAGGACCUAAAGUAUUUAUUUAAUUAAAACCUUUUAGGAAUCAAUUUAGAAUGGAGUAACUGGAUAUUUGUGUGAAUCUAAAACUAAUGAAUGGUGUUAAAGAAUGAUUGAGAUUUAUUAAAAUAGAGAGAAAAGUAGAGAAAUGGGAGAAAGAGGUAGAGAUAGAGUAAUUUAGUUGUUUGGAUUUGCAUAAUUUUAAAUGCAAAUGGAUAGUUAUGUAAGGAUGGUUACCAAAACAGGAAAAUAAAAAUAAUAAUGA